Messenger RNA from Hypanus sabinus (Atlantic stingray), 5811 nucleotides. RefSeq names its product CAS1 domain containing 1 (gene casd1). Bases 265 to 2220 code for a protein of 651 amino acids. NCBI's taxonomy places the organism in Eukaryota, Metazoa, Chordata, Chondrichthyes, Myliobatiformes, Dasyatidae. Gene Ontology annotation, cellular component: Golgi membrane. The transcript has 17 exons. The record is from RefSeq and is a predicted model, not a curated record. Gene Ontology annotation, molecular function: N-acetylneuraminate 9-O-acetyltransferase activity.
CUUUUGUUGGAGACUCCAGAAUUCGGCAGUUGUUCUACUCGUUUAUUAAAAUUAUAAAUUCUGCUAUCAAAGAAGAAGGAAACAAGCAUGAAAAUAUUUCCUUUGAAGAUGGAAGUAGUUCAUUGAAAGUUGAUGUGGGGUCGCUGCUGUGCUAUCUUGACUAAAGAGGUGGUGUUGAGGGACCGGAUGAGAUCUACCACCUUGACUCCCCAUAAUCUGUGAGUAAAUAGAGACUUCCUGUGGUACCCAGAGGUAAACAACUCCAUGAAGGACUGUUUUAAGGCCUGGAUUGAGGGUACCCAACCGAAGCCACAUAUUGUUGUGGUGGGAGCUGCUACGUGGUCAAUUAAAAUUCAAAAUGGGAGCAUGGAAGCUCUCACACAGUACAAAGUCAACCUUACUUCAAUAACACCAUUUCUGGAGAAGCUCGCAGAAGCUAAUGACGUUUAUUGGAUUUUACAAGAGCCAGUAUAUGAAGAAUUGCUGAGUGAGAAUAGAAAAAUGAUUACUAAUCAGAGGAUUAGCUUGUACAACAAUGCAGCUUUGAGCAUUUUGAACAGCAGCACCAGAAAUACAGCAGCCAAAGUCAAGAUUCUCCAGGCUUCCAAAUUAGUUGCAGAAGAAACCAUAGCAGGCUCUUUGGAUGGUUUGCAUUUACCUGAAACUACGAGGGACAUAAAUGCUAUGAUUCUUAUGAAUUCCUACUGCAACAGGAUUGUGAAGCCCAUCGAUGGUUCUUGCUGCCAUCCUCAGCCGCCUCCUUCUCUCAUUCAGAAACUGACUGGCUGCUUUUUUAGCACUUGCAUAAUUGGUUGUAUAAUUGCAACUUACUUCUGUCAUAGUUGGCGAAGAAGUAAACCUAAUGCUGAUGUGGAGAGUGGUGAAGAGAAGAAACCUGCCACAGCUUCUGUUUCUAGUCCUGAAAAACUAUUGUUUUGCCUUUCUAAAUUAGGCCUGAUUAUGGGCUAUUUCUAUCUCUGCGAUAGAGCUGAUUUAUUUAUGAAAGAACAGAAGUAUUACACACACUCAACAUUCUUCAUCCCACUGGUGUAUAUUAUUGUGCUGGGAGUUUUCUACAAUGAUAAUACAAAAGAGACCACUAUGUUAAACAGAGAACAGACAGAUGAAUGGAAGGGCUGGAUGCAGCUAAUAAUUCUGAUAUAUCAUAUAUCAGGAGCAAGUACUUUUUUACCUGUGUACAUGCAUGUUCGCGUUCUAGUGGCAGCUUACCUGUUUCAAACAGGCUAUGGACACUUUUCUUACUUUUGGAAAAGCGGGGAGUAUGGAAUCUCUCGAAUUUGUCAGAUUUUAUUUCGUCUGAACUUCUUAGUGGUGGUAUUGUGCCUAGUAAUGGAUCGACCAUAUCAAUUCUACUACUUUGUUCCAUUAGUAACUUUCUGGUUCAUGGUCAUCUAUGCCACUCUAGGGAUUUGGCCUCAGACUGGCAAAAAAGAUGAAAAUGGAUCCUGUUCCCCUUAUUGGGAAGUGGUAUUCAAGUUGCUUGGUUUGCUGUUGUGCAUAUGUCUGCUUGCUGCUUCUCAGAGUUCUUUUGAGAAGGUUUUUUCACUAUGGCCAAUUUCAAAACUAUUUGAGUGGCAAGGAUUCCUUCAUGAAUGGUGGUUUCGAUGGAAGUUGGAUCGUUUUGCUGUUGUACAUGGUAUGUUCUUUGCUUUUCUUUAUGGUGUAUUAAAGAAGGGUCAUCUGCUUUCUGAAGGCAAAGGAGAGACAUUGUUUGCGCCCAGAAUGUCGUCCUUCUUACUUUUUACAUCAGUGGUGGUGUUUUUGACCUACUCAAUCUGGUGUGCCAGCUGUAAAAGUAAAGCCGAGUGCAAUGAGUAUCAUCCUUACUUCUCUGUAUUGCAGAUCCUGUCCUUCGUUCUCAUUAGGAACAUUCCUGGUUAUGUUCGCUCUGUGUACAGUUCCUUCUUUGCAUGGUUUGGCAAGAUCUCCUUGGAACUCUUCAUAUGCCAAUAUCACAUCUGGCUUGCAGCAGAUACCAAAGGAAUCCUUGUACUCAUUCCUGGCAGCCCAGUGCUCAAUAUUAUUGUCAGCACCUUCAUCUUUGUUCUAGUUGCUCAUGAAAUUUCUCAGAUCACAAACGAUCUUGUACAAAUAACCAUUCCCAAAGAUAACUACGUUGCACUGAAAAGACUGUUGUGUGUAGGUAUUUUUUUAUUUGGGAUUCUUGCAUUGUCAUCUUUUGAACAAGUGAACAAAUAAUUGAAGUAAUAACUACUUUUGACCUUCAUAUUUAAUGAAGUGACCUCAGUUUAUGGAGAAAAGAGAGCAUAAUUAAGUGCAACACUGUGAAAUUCAACACAGCAUCAAGUCUGGAAAAAGUAGUUGCUGCAUUUGUACAUAGUGUCUAAAAUGUUUGGCUAAAUUAUGAUUAUUUGAAAGUGACUUUUAUAACAAUGGCAUGACUGACUACUGAAAACGUGGCAAUUCUUCAAAUGCUAAUUCAUGUGUUGGGUAUUUCAAAGUUGGUAAAACAGCAUUUACUUCUGCGAUUUUUACUUCGUGUCUUCAUCAGGUUGUCAAUAUUUUCACUUUUUAAAAUGGCAAUUAUUCCAGUUUUAUGAAGGAAAUAUUUUAGUCAUCUGCUUAAAUCUGAUUGUAAAAUACCUACAUAUAAUAUUCUACACAAUUUAGUACAGCCAUAUUUAUUAAAUAUAUUAACACUGAUGUUGAACACUUGAAAUGUAUUGGAAGGUGGAAAAGAAGUGAAGUCAGUGUGUUAUUCAUUAUAAGUGCCACAAUGGAGGGGUUAAACAUGAAUAGAGCUUCAUGUUCUGGGGCCUUGUGGCUUUAUGACUAAAUCUGGUGUUGCAUUGUUGUUAAAUCAUGACGGGCUAAGAAUUACACCCAUUGGUUAUAGCUUUUAAUCUUGUGGAAUGAAUGAUGGUUGUUGGAAUUUGAUAUGAAAUGACUGAAACAGUGGUUUAAUUAAGGACACUUGUUUAGUGUACAAGGGUAUUGAGCAACUAUUUGUAAAUUAAGAUAGUGUGAUUGAAUUGUCAAAUGUUAGUUUGUGAUCUCUUCAACUUGUAUGAUUGAUUAUAUUUUGAGAUUAUUGAGAAACAUAAAGACCCAUGCCAACAACAUGUUACAAUUUGGUUUUUAGAUAAAAUCUUAAACAAGAUAAAUGUAUUUGCUAAAUUUAAAUUUUAGCAGGGAUAAGAAAGGAGGGAGUAGAAAGGAAAAUGCUGAAAACAGAUCUGAGUCUUUUGUGAUGACCUGGGUGCCAUAAACCAUUAUUACCAGUGUCUUUCAAAUCAUGGUGAAGUUCUUUCAAAAAAUUUUAACCUGGCUUGAUUCAAGCCCACAUUUACAGAUCCUGCAGUAUACUAUUUAAUUUUAAAACUGUCUUCUGCACAUUGACGCUUUUGAAUCUCAGCAUUUCUGUGUAUUUCACUGUAGAUAAUUUUAAUUUUUUAUAUGUUAGUACAGCACGUUACAGGCCCUUCCAGCCCGAUGAGCCUGUGCUGCCCAGUUACACCCAUGUGACUAAUUAACCACCUAACCUGUACAUCUUUGGAACAUGGGAGGAAACUGGAGCCCCCAGAGGAAACUCUUGUGGUCCUGGGGAGAACAAACAAACACUUUACAGAUAGUGUCGGGAAUUGAACCCUGGUUGCUGACAUUGUAAAUUGAUGCUCUAACUGCACUGCUACCACGCCAUCCCUAAAUCUGACAUCGGAAACCUUUUAUUAAACAAGACAUGCUAAAAUGCAAUUAGUCUUAAAGUUUGACUUGUAACAAUUAGUUUUAAAGGAUUUGGUAUUUAUAACCUUACAAGACUUCACUGGUUCUAUUUUGAUCUGUUUUUGUUUAAGGAUAACUGAAAAUGGGUAAGAGAAGAAUCUUCAAAAUUUGUAAAUACUAAUUCUUUGGAAUUAAAAAUUAAGUUUUAAUUUUUUGUUCAAUAAAAUCUCAGGUUCCCUCCCUACAGUUACUAAGUGGGUAAAACCAUAGCUGGUCCAUCAGCAACAGCUGAGUAUUUAAGUGAGAUAGCUGAUUUGGGCUAAAUGCUCUACUUUGUCAAGAGCUAAAAUGUGUGCAUGUGAUAGUAUUCUGUGUAAGUGCUCUCUAUGGUUGAAUACUUUCCUGUCAUUAAUAUCAAAUGAUGCAUGGUAUUCUGGCUAGUAACUGCUUCAGCACUUAGAAUUUUUUUAAUGAGCUCCAACAGGUGUUGAAUAGGGGUGGGGGGGAGGUGUAGAAAAGUUACCACAGUGCAGCCAAAUUUCUAGUAAUAUCUGCACUAAUGUGCUUGGAAUUGCCACAGCUACUUCGCCUUUAUUUAUGUUAGUAAAUUGCUAUUUUAUUAAUUGUUCUGAAAAUCAAAAAGAUCAAAUGAGUAAAUUUUGCACUAAGACUCAAUUUAUAACAUUUCCCUAACUGCAUGUGCUUUCCAAAAUAUGUGGCUUGUGGUGAUGUAUUUUUUAUAUGAAGCAUUUGUUUUAUUCAAUUUAGUUUAAAAUGAUUUGGCUGAAGAAGUAACUGCAAUGAUUAGAUUUUUACUUGCUAUAAGUUACUGCAGUUACAGAAAUCACUAUAAUAACAAAAGCCUGAUACCAAAUGAAUCUCUUAAAGUUUAAAUUGCACUUGGGAACACAGUUUCAGUAUCCCCAUUCACAUUUGGAGUUAUGUUUUGGAAAUUGAACAUAUUUUGUAAUACUAAACAUUUUUGAGAUUUUGCACUGAUUUCAAUCUCAAUGGUGUUACAAAGGUUGAACUUUUUCUGAAAUAACUUAAAGCUAAUUAUUUGUUUUCAAAUAAAGCUUUGAGUUUUCGAUUAAAAUUCUUACAUUCUUGACAGAUUUCCAGGGUGGUAGGAAAUGUGAAAAAUUGUUAAAUUAUAUUUUAUAAUUCUUUAAUAUGAAUUGUUUAUAGUUUUGUCACUUUCUAAAUUUGUGAUUAAAUAUUUUUGUCUUUUUCAAAUUGGAUUAGUGCUGUAGAGGUGAAAUAUCAUUCAAUGAUAUUUGCUUCUAUAGAAGGAGAAUUUUCAUGCAUUAAUGACUGAAGACAGUUUUUUUUAUAUUAUCUAAUUUUGCAGAAUACUUGAUUGGUUUUAUGAAGCAUAGAUUUAUUUUUGACUUAAAGCAUACAUACUAUUUAAAGCAUCUUUCAUAGUAUGUUUAUCUUUUCUCAUAAAUGGACAGAAUAGGGUUUUAGUAGUUUGAUUUGCUGCAAAAGAUUGAAGUAUGGAUCUUGCCCUAAAGGUGAAAACCCUGAAACAAAUUUCUGUAAGGCCAUUUGCUGGGGAGAACUGGAAAGAGUCUAUAUGGUGUAUUGGCACUGAACAAUGUAAUCUGAUCAGGCUAGAGCAGGGGUUCCCAACCUUUUUUUAUGCCCUGGACCCCUACCAUUAAUCUUAAAGUCUGUGGAUCCCAGCUUGGAAACCCCUGGGCUUCAAAUCCCAGCCCAAACUCUUCUGGAAACCUGAUAACAUAAAAGCUAGCUACUGGUUUAAUAAAGCAAAACAUUUUUUUUUCCUUGGGCUUUUUUAAGCCUCUCUUGUUUUAAGAGAUUUAAUACCUGUGGAGUAGAGUUUUUUUUAUUUACCUGAAUUUCAUUAGCGACUGGGGAAUCUUUAUUUUGUUUAGAUAAUUCAUUGUUGCAUCUCAGUUCUCCGCCAAAUGUAAUCCCAAAUGCAUUUUUUUUCAAGUGUCUGCAUGCUCAUGCAAAUUUCUUAACUGGCAUAAUGUUGUACUCUGUUGGAUAGAUUUAUUAUAUAUAAACUGUUAAAAUUGUGCACAAAAAGUGUUUUGAUUUCAUGUACAAUGCCAAUAAAAAGAGCACUUCAUUAAG